This is a messenger RNA of Aspergillus welwitschiae, 1006 nucleotides long. RefSeq lists its product as uncharacterized. Gene Ontology annotation, cellular component: endoplasmic reticulum membrane; Golgi membrane; COPII-coated ER to Golgi transport vesicle. Lineage: Eukaryota; Fungi; Ascomycota; Eurotiomycetes; Eurotiales; Aspergillaceae. Gene Ontology annotation, biological process: endoplasmic reticulum to Golgi vesicle-mediated transport. The transcript has 2 exons. Gene Ontology annotation, molecular function: COPII receptor activity. Bases 75 to 782 code for a protein of 235 amino acids. The record is from RefSeq and is a predicted model, not a curated record.
AUGCUUGAUGCUACUACGCCCAUGCCUAUCGAUCUGAUCCGGUCCACAGCGCUCUCACCCUCGACUUCUGCACAAUGUGGAUCCUACCCUUGGUAGGGUAUUUGGGGGUCAUUGUCGGGUUCGCUUUCCUUACCUUAGCGAUAGCCUCCGGCCUUUACUACCUCUCGGAGCUUGUGGAGGAGCAUACAGUUCUUGCCCGUCGGCUGUUGUACCGGCUGAUAUACAGCAUCAUCGCCGUUCAGAUCCUCCUCUACGUAUUUGACCGAUUUCCUUUCUCCUUGACCGCCCUCAGCAUCGGCUCGCAUAUCGUAUAUGCCAGCAAUCUCCGCCGGUUCCCCAUAGUCAAGUUGUCCGACCCUCUCUUCAUCCUGUCAUGUGGGCUCGUCGGUUUGAAUCAUUGGCUUUGGUUUCGCCAUUUUUCACAGCCAUUACCUUCAUCGCGCGGCGCCACAAGCUGGCGCCAGCCGUAUCAGAUUAAUGUGGAGGAUAUGCCCACCUUCACGGAGGUUGCGUCUUACUUUGGACUCUGUGUCUGGCUGGUACCAUUUGCGCUCUUCGUCAGCCUCAGCGCGGGCGAUAAUGUCUUGCCUACUAUGGGCUCCGAGUAUGCCACAGGUGACCGUGUGCCUACUUCGGGGUUUACCCCGGGUACGUUUUCGUCCGAUGGCAAGUCCAAGAACAAGGGAAUGGCCAAGGCCCUGGUGGAUGGUGUGCGGGACUGGGUUAAGGAUAACGGGGAAUUGAUGGGUUUCUGGAAAGGUGAACGGGCAAAAGGCUUCUAGAGGCGAAGUUCUUCUUUGCUCUAGUCCUUUGUACUAACUUCACCCUGUCGGAUACCCUUGGCGUUCUGCUUUCGGAUCAAUCUCCUACACACUCUCUCAAUGAAUGGCUAGAGGAAAGCCUUCAUGAGAUAUCCACUAGCAGUUACUUGUUCUGGUGGAGUUGUUAUUUAUACUAGCUAUAUAGGCUAAAGAAACAAAUUAAUGAGAAUUUGGAGUUUAGAAUG